This is a messenger RNA of Cryptococcus amylolentus CBS 6039, 1254 nucleotides long. RefSeq lists its product as hypothetical. The transcript has 4 exons. Bases 1 to 1254 code for a protein of 417 amino acids. NCBI's taxonomy places the organism in Eukaryota, Fungi, Basidiomycota, Tremellomycetes, Tremellales, Cryptococcaceae. The record is from RefSeq and is a predicted model, not a curated record.
AUGAGUCGCGUCAACCCAAAACAAAGAAAGCUUGCCAAGUACCGCCGCAUGGCCUGCUUGGCCAUUGCCCUCCACCUUCCUUUCAAGUCCUCUCUCAUCAACAUGUACACCGCACUUGCUUGGUCUCGAUACAGGAAGAGGCCCAAAGCAUAUGGCCACCUCCAUGAUUGUGACUGGCAACAAACCAUCGACAAAAUCCAUGCUACAGCUAGAAAGAAUUUUACCAACACAACGGAUUUUCACCAGAGAUUCCGUCUCACGCCAAGUGAGUUCACAGGGCUCUUGGAACUCAUAAAGCACCACCCGAUCUUCCAUACUGGUGGACCCUGCAAGCAGGCGCCACCAAUGUACCAGCUCUCGGUCGCAUUGUACCGUCUGGGUCACAAUGGUAGUGGUGCCAACAUGAACGGUGUCAGCCAUACUUUUGGAGUUUCUGAGGGCACAGCAACCUUGUGGACCAAACAUGUUGUGGUUGCUAUAAUCUCCCUUGAGAAGCAGGCAAUGCGCUGGCCAGACUUGGCUACCAGGGCUGCCCUUGUCAAGAAGUUUGUGGAGGAGGGGAUCCCUGGAGGGUGUGUGGGCGUUGUGGACGGAGUCAUGAUUCCGUUCUACCAAACCCCAGCUUGUACAGACGCUGCUGAUUUCUUUUCCCACAAGUCCAGAUACGGAUAUUCUGUCCUAGCGGUUUGCGACGCAGAUAAACGGAUCGUGUACGCUCAGUACAACUUUCCCGGAUCAUGCCAUGAUGCUCAAGUAUUCAACGCGUCAGGCCUCAUCCAGAACGCCGCACAGCACUUCACCCCUGGACAGUACCUCCUGGGGGACUCUGCUUUCCCUGCUGGGGACUACUGCGUGCCAAUCAUCAAGCUCCAGUGUAAUGCACAGCACCUUGAGCCACCCGGGUGUUUACAAGGUUUAUGUGUGCGGAUGAAGAACGAGACGGACGAGGCUAUCGCCACUGGCAUGAUCCGCGCGUGCUUCAUCCUUCACAACCUUUACAUUGCUACAGGAGAUUGGUACCGCCAGGACAACAACCAUGACCCUUUGACUGACGCAGAGAGAUGGGAGUUGGAGCAAGAUCGGGCGCAAUGGGUCCAGAACAGGGGGGCAGGCAAUGGGGCAGGUGAAGAAGAACAAGGAGAAGUCAUUGAGCUGAUGGGUCUUGGGACUCACACUCGACACAGGGUGAUGAGGGAGAUGGGGUUGGAGCUAACAGUGCGGCGUCAGGCGAGGGGCCGACAGGCGAGGCGAUGA